Molecule: messenger RNA, 5629 nt
Organism: Saccostrea cuccullata (small rock oyster)
Lineage: Eukaryota; Metazoa; Mollusca; Bivalvia; Ostreida; Ostreidae
Product: sterile alpha motif domain-containing protein 9-like
Exons: 5
Coding region: 1-5337 (1778 amino acids)
Cellular component (GO): cytoplasm
Molecular function (GO): protein binding
Source: RefSeq, a predicted model, not a curated record
AUGUAUGCCCAAUUCACCAACAGAGAUAUGAUAAGAGAUAAAACUAAUGUUAUAUAUGCUAUACUAGAGGAACAGAAGACACUCAACACUCUAAAGGAGAUUCUGCAUGAAUACUAUGAACGGGCAGAUCAUACUUGCUUUGUGAUAAAAGAGGAUAUUGUAGGAGACAUACAGUAUGAAUUCAGUCAGCGACAGCAGACCUUCGAUGAGACCUGGGACUAUAUAGACAAAGCACUGAAGGAAGAGUUUCCUGACUCACUAUACAAACGGAAGAGAAGAAAAGAAAAGAUCUGUGGAAUUAGAAGGAAAAUAGAUUAUACGAGUGAAGAGGAUGACAGUAUAAUUGAUCGGAAAAAUGAAUGCAUACCUGCUAGAAAGAAGAAAUCAAAAAAUCAGAAAGGUAUUGAAAGUCAAGGAAAGUCUACAGUCAUAAAACCAUUAAAGGAGAAAGACGAAAAUGCCCUUUGCGGUAUUUUGAAACCCAGGUUUCUAGAAAAAGGUAUCGAUCAAUCAAUAUUAGAAGUCUUUGCAGACGAGGGCGUUAAUGGAGAAGUGUUUUGUACGAUUUCCAUGGAAGAAAUGCAUUUCCUGUUUCCGAAAGAACGUUUUUCUAACAUUUCAUUUGGACAAAGAAAACUCAUCUUAAACGUUCGUGAUGAAAUGGUCCAAGAAGAAAAAAAUGGCAUUCUGUUCCCUGACAACUUAGAAAGAGAGCAGUCGGAUAUUCAAGACACUGAUGCAGGUGAAGAAUAUUCAACAGAUUAUCCGGUUUCAGACAAAUUUCGUGAAACUUUUAGAAAAUUUGGAUUUGCAGCGAAUGACAGAGAUAAAUAUCUUUUUGAUUCCAUCCUUACAUCAGAAAACCAAAUCACUAACAGUUUAUUAGAAACGGUGCAUAAUUUCAUGUACGAAGACAUGGAUGAAAGUAUGAUUCCAGACUGGAUCGCCAAAGCUUCCAUUCCAUACAUAGCUAGCUGUUUAAAUGAACGUGUGAAUGGUACCAUUCAUUUUGGAGUGAAGGUACUGCCCAAUGAAAGCACUUUGAAGGGAAAUAUAAUUGGGAUAUAUGCCAACAAACAAAAGAUAAAACGGCGUCUAUUUGAGGCUAUACGGAAUGCCUUCUUUGACGAUGAUUUCGAAAUUGUAAGUCGAUGCGUACAACCACCACAGUUUAUCCGAGUUGUAAAUUCAGAGAGUUCAGAUCUUGAGGAAUGCCAGUCGGGAAAACGAUUCAUUGUUGAAAUUGACAUCAUUCCUAGUUCUAGCCUUGUCGAAGAAAUUGCAUUCUUUGUGAAAAAAGUGUCCUCAAAGGAAGGACCCAAAAGAUGCUUGUUCAGAUUUCGAAAGGGAACAGCUAACCCAAUGAUUUUGACAGGAGAACAAGAACAUUCUUUUAUGACUGCUAAGUCAAAGAUAUACCAGGAACGCAGGAUUCAAGAAGAAAAUAGAAUCCAGUCAACCGCAAAGUCUAAAGACCUUCGCCAACAAUUUCUGAAUUUAUUUUCAUCUGGUAAUGAAGAAUUGUUGGGGGAGAUUUAUCCUAUUUUGUUUUUGAGUCCAUUGGAAAGUGAUCUGGGAGAGGAAUUCGUUGCAGAAAAUUUUGAAUUUCUAAAUGACAUUGAUCCGAGUGUUAUAUUUGAUUUUGAUUCCUGUAGCCAAGGAAGAGGCAUGUUCCAUUUUGUUGAAGAUGACCAGGAGAAAAUUUUUAAAAUUCUAACUACUGAUACCUUUGAUAAAAAUAGUGAAGAAAACUCGGGUAAAGAUGCCUUAAAUAAUGCCUUGGAAGAUCUUAGAACAACUGUCAUCAAACCAUGGGUAUUUUGCAACGGUUAUCAACCCAUUAGAAAAGAUCCUCUCAAAAAAUUAGCAUGGAAACAAAGCAGGAGCAAUGGAUUUAAAGAGGCAAUACGGUUUUUCUAUGGGGAAAUACCGGAAGACCGUGCUUUAAUUGUAUUUCUACUUUUCUCGAAAAACUAUGACAUUAUGCUGGAUGCUGCAGAUGAAGUUUUAUCUAAAUUCCCAGAUCAAUGGCUCCUUCUUGCUACAAAUGAAUCAAUUGCAAACCACUGGAAACAAAAUUUAUUGGACAGAGAAAGUGUAGAUAAGAAGACUCUAGACAAAAGAUGCAUAAUUGGGAUGCCAUGGAAACAUGUCAACGAAAUGAUCAAAAAAGUCAUGGGAACAAAAGCAACAUCUGUUAGUGAAAUUCCAACAUCACAUGGUGGAUUUUGUCGCUUGAAGGAAAAAACAAGGAAUGAACUGUUUGAUCUUGAAAUUUUGAGUUCAAAUGAGUGCGAUAAUGAUCUAAACAUUGCAAAAGAUGAUAUAGAACAGCAUAGGAAGACUGUUGAGGAAGCCUUCUUUAGAGGAGGUGUUGUGCAAUGGUGGAAUCUUUGGUUUAAAGAAGACCACGUGUUAAAACGCCACAUGCACAAACGUCUAGUGGAGGAAAUUUGCAACGUAUGUGAGGGAAAUGAAAUAGACGAUGACAGCAAAGUUGGUAUUGUUCGGUUAGUUCAUCAGCCAGGUGCAGGUGGCACUACUUCUGCUAAACAAGUUUUAUGGGAACUUCGGACAAAGUAUAGAUGCGCGGUAGCUCGUCGAAUUACGGACCAAACUUGUGACCAGAUCGAAAAGUUCAGAUACUAUGAAGAAUCGGAAAACCCUAAGCCACCAAUUAUUCUCAUAGAUAAUGAAGAUGAGGAAAAAUUGACAAAUCUCUUCGCCCGGUUAGAAAAUAGAGCACGGAUCCUCUCCAGAAGAAGUGAAGCACCAUGCAAGGUGUACUGUGUAUUUCUACUUUGUUUUCGACGUGCAAAUCUUCCAAGGAAUUUACUUGAUCAUACGUUUCAGUUACGCCAUGAGUUAAAUCCUCAAGAACAAAAAUGGUUUCAACGCAAAAAUGAACACCUCCAAAAGCAGUUUAAGACUGAAGGCGGCGUUAACCCAAUGUUACUUAUUUCAUUCAACAUGCUGAAAGAAAAUUUUAACAAGGAUUACAUAAAGAGAGCUGUUCAAGAAUUUGUGGAUGAUAUUAAAGGCGAGCAAGAACAAGCUCUGCUUUGUUAUCUCUCUCUGAUGAAUACAUUUGAUUUAGACUUCCAAUCUGUGCCAAUCAGUUCAUUUGAUCCAAUGAUGACAAACUUCAAAAACAUUAGAAAAAUAACAUUUGGUUCUGUCACACAACAAAGGCGGGGAUUCCGGGAAACAUCGUGGGAAGUAAAUUUGAAUCCUUCAUUGUUGGUUCUUGUAAACAGGAGUGCAAGGGUGGAUUGUAGCAGUCAGCUAAAAGGGUUUUGCAUCAUUAACCAAUUGUUUGCAAGCGAGAUAUUUGCCUACAUUUCACUGAAGAAGCACAUGACAACAAGUGAAAUGAUGAUGCAUUUCCUUGGUUCUCCAGUUUUUAAACGGUACAACAGGUCAUAUGAAGCUCUCAAAAAGAUCACCAAAGAUAUCAUGAAGAAGCGAGAACUACUGUCAAAUGGAAGAAAAGAAUAUUUUUCACCACUUAUCAUGGAAGUGAUAAGUAAAGAAAGUGUAGAUAAUGCUGCAAAGAUUUUAGAAAUGGGAUUUGAAAUGUUCAGCGACGCUAUGAUUGCGCAGCAAAUCGCACGAUUGUACAUGUAUGCUAAAAACUGGGACAAAGCUGAAAAUUUCGCAAAAAUUGCAACACAGAUGAAACCAGAGAGUUCGUAUUUGUGGGAUACAUAUGGUCAAGUAUUUAAACGCCAGUUAACAGAUAUGUACCUAGAAACGUCAAAGGAAUCGUCAGAAUUGCAAGAAAAAGAUGCAGUUGAGGCCAUUCAGCUUGGUUUUAAGGCAAUACAGAAAUUUAAUCAAGAACAAGAAAAGAGUGAAAAAGAACAUGGUGUCAAAUUAAAUGACGCUGGGUACUUUGCUGAGAUGCGCACGGUACUGAUUUUACUGGAAAUUUUGCAUUUUUGCCCAGGAACCAAUGCCCCAGGUAACCUUAAAAGAUUUCUGAAUGAUAGUCAUUAUAUACCAAAAUUCUGCCAGAGUUUAUCAGAAGAAGCAGUACAAAAAAUAAAGAGUUUUCAAUUUCGAACAAACACGGUGAUGCGAAUAAUUGAAGAGCAAAGUUCGCAGUUGAAGAGUGAAAUAAUGAACAACGCAACUGUGUGCAAACCGGAUUUUACACAACGAAAUUCUUUAACGUACUUACGAGAAAAUUUAGAUAACUAUUUUGGAGAGAAUUCUGAUGUUAUCCCUUCGUCUCUGAAUAAGCAAGACAGGGCAGAAUUUAUUCGCCGUAGAGUUCGACGACUCGUUGGAAACACUUUGACAACAGUACUAAGACUAAAAUCAAAAGAAGACGGUCCAGUUAUUCUCAGAAAUGUUGAGGUUUUGCUGGUUCAGAACUGUAACUCGGCAUACUGCACAGUAAAUGAUAUCACACAACUGGUGAGUGUUUCUAUCGUGAGGAAUCUAUACAAGGACAACGCUGAUGAUGAGUAUAAAGGGUUACUGCAGUGGACUAAGCGGGCCCUAGACAUGACAGGAAAGUCUGAAGAAAGACCGUCUCUAGAGAUCUAUCUGUUUCUUGCUUUGUUGCAUUGGCCAACAGUUCGAAGAUACGCAAAAUUUGCAGACGAUCUGUGUACAGUUAAGCAGCUUCAGGAUGUUAUCAAAAAAUGGAAAACAAUCUUUCUUCAGAUUUAUCCAAGACAGCGUGAAGACACUUACUUGCAUCGAGGGGACACCACAUUUUUCUUCCUUGGACGUGGAUCAACAUUUAGCGAGAUAGUUUACUAUGAAGAUCUGCAUGAAAAAGGCAAUUCUCGAUAUUUUCGUGGGGAUUCAGUCUGGCGAAAACAAAAAGUUAGAGAUCGACUUCAAAGAGUGCAGGGAAUAUUGAAACCACAGGGUUUGGAAGUUAUUAUUGAUAUUACGAGUCCACGAGGGAAUGUUGAAACACUAGUGAUAACAACAUCACUUCCCGUUGCUCAGAGGCAUCUGUGGAAUAAGAAAGUUUAUUUUUAUGUAGGCUUCAGUUGGUCUGGUCCCAAAGCUUUCGAUGUUUCUCUUGAAGAGACCCCUUCCUUGGAAACACCUAGGCCUAUCAUGUCUACAGCUGGGUCUUCAGUCAAGGUUAACAGUGGGCUUCAGAAAUAUCGUGAUGUCAGCAAUCACGAAGUCUAUCAGAAGAAGAUGCAGGAAUUCAAAAAUCUCCUCAAGAAAGUUGAACAACUAAAGAGAAUGAAGAGCCUUACGGAAAGAGAGAAAGAGCUGGUAACGAGAGAGGAAAAGAUCAUUAGUGAAAGACAAGAUUUAAUGAAAAGAAGAGAGGAAUUUCUGUCUGGGGCAUUUUCUACGUAGAUUAUCCCAAACACUGGCAGCAUACGUUUUCUGAUGAUUUUUACUUUUACUUCUUGCGUUAGAGUACACAUCUACAUGUACAAUACUAAAUUAUCUUUAGACGUUCAAUCUGAAGAUGAUAAACUAAGAAAUGAAAAAAAACAGCAUUUAAUUUUCUGAUGUAAUAUUUCAGUAUGAUGUAAAAAGUGGAAGUUUAAAAAAAUUACUGCCUUAUAUUAUUUGUAGUUUCUAAUUUUUUAUAAUUUUCGGCCAUCAACUAACCACUAUAUUAAUUGAAUAAAUAAAAUUUGUG